UCAAAUAACAAUAGGCUAUUUAAACGACUCCUCCCUAUAAACCGCGCUCGAGUCCGUGCAUUCUCUCGCCAAGACUCAAGACUGUGUUCGUUCUCUCUCAUCAACCGCUACUCGCCUCGAAAUCCCCCUCUUUGCCCUAAAAAACGAGCUUUCUCUCUCUAAUUUUAGCUUUCUCCUGCUGUCUUAUACUUUCAAUGUCUCUUUGUCUCUCAUCAGCUGUUUCUUGUUCUCCCUGAAUUCCUUGUUCGGGGGCUUUGAGCUCGACUUCUCUCUCUAUAUUUUAUCUCUUCUAUUUCUAUUAUCAGAAUCUUGUGAUUGGGUGUUAAUGGCGGUGAAGACGCCUGAUACAUGGCUCGUAUGCGAUCACCAUUGUUUCUGUUGAAGAAGUUUUUAUUACUGAGCUGGUUAUUGAUUUUAGGGUUUCAGUGUCGAAGACAAGCGAUUUGAGGCAAAAAUUUUCAGAGAAAUUGAUGGACUACGGCCCUUCAGACAGUAGUGGUACCGAUGAUGAUCUGCCUCCAUCUCAUCAGACCAGAGUAAAUAGAGGAGGAGGUCGAGUGGCCGGGAAUGGAAGAGCUGUUCCUGUUGGCUCACUUCCUUAUUCUCGGGUCCAGAAUGACAUGGAGACCGAAAUACACUGGAUUGAGCAAGAGGCAUACGGAUCAGUUUUACGAGCCUUCAAAGCUCAGGCUGAUGCAAUCACAUGGGAAAAAGAAGGAUUGAUGUCUGAAUUACGAAAAGAGUUGAGAGUAUCAGAUGAAGAACACAGAGAGCUCCUAGCCAGAGUAAAUGCUGAUGAAACCAUCAGAAGGAUAAGGGAGUGGAGAAAGUCAGGUGGCCUCCAACCUGGUUUGCUUGGUGCUGCACAACCUGGGCAUGACCCAUCACCUAGUCCUACAGUAUCCGCUUCUCGGAAGAAGCAAAAGACAUCUCACCAGAUGCCUUCUCUAUCACUGAAUGCACCUUCUCCAAAUAUACCGCCACAAACAGUUGCUGCAUCCAUGCAUCCAUCAUCAUCAGCUGCAAAACGAGGAGCUGUGGUAGGAGCCAGGGGCAAGAAGCCUAAAUCUGGCCAAACAGUACCCGGUGUUUCCUCAAUGAAGCCAUUGCAGUAUUCUUCUACUCCUCUGGCUGGAAGGGGCCAGGUGGCAAACCGUGGUUCUUCUGGUGCUCUUGUAGCAAGUGAACCUGCUGAGGCGGCAGCUUUUGAUCCAUUGAUUGGCCGGAAAGUGAUGACCAGAUGGCCUGAAGAUAAUAAUUUUUACGAGGCUGUUAUCACUGAUUACAAUCCAAAGGAGGGGCGGCAUGCACUGGUUUAUGAUAUAAAUACAAAGAGGGAGACGUGGGAGUGGGUCAAUCUAAAAGAGAUAUGUCCUGAAGACAUCACAUGGGAAGGUGAGGAUCCAGGAAUAUCUCGCCGAGGAGGCAGAGGAGGUCCUGGGCGUGGGAUCAAGAAGUCUGUUGGUCGUGGUGGUGCGGUUUCUGGUUUGGGUAGAGGGAGAGGUGGACCAAAAAAUCAAUCUAAAAAAGAUUUCCCACCCACCCAGAAUGGCAUUGGAAAGAAGGCUUCAGAUGAUAUUGAAAUACUUCACACUGAUACGCUAAUCAAGGAGGUGGAGAGAGUGUUCUCUGUUAACCAUCCAGAUCCUGUAGAGAUUGACAAGGCAAAGAAAAUGCUCAAAGAGCACGAGCAAUCGCUAAUUGAUGCCAUUGCAAGACUUGCAAAUGCUUCGGAUGGUGAAAGUGGUAUGACCAUGACUUGCACAUUAGUUUUUGAGGAGGGAGAGCAUCCUUUCUCACAUGGGCAGUCAGUAGAUAGAGAGAGGGGAGGGUGGAGGAACCAACAAUAUGGUGGGGCUCAACACUUUGAGGAUGAAGGUGCUGGAGAAGGCCGGGGGGAGGGCUCGGAUGCAGACCCCCUGGCUGGAGAUGCUGGACCUGCCUCUGAUGAUCAACAAGAAGGAGAUGAUGGCGAUGAUAUCAUCUAAUUUUCUGGCAAGCUUUUCGGUCUUUCCGACGCAUAACCCCCUCUCUACCCUCACCUAACCGCUCUCUUCUCCCAACUUUGACCCCCCUCUUGUAGACCCAUAAUUCUCUCUUUCUACCCCACUUAACCCACAUCCCCCUACCGCCCCCCCCACCACCCAAAAAACCCAACCAGUGUAACAUGGCCCGUAUUUAUCCAAGUUUACAUUAUUUACUACCACACCUUGGGGGAGAGAGAGAAGAAAGGGAAUAAUCACCUUGCAUUGGGGAUUCCCUUGUUCGAGUUUUGAGGGUUGGUGCACAGAAGGGCUCUCGCUCUUGUUUCAGCUUUGUAAGCCUGUGACCCAUGUAAAGAGAGUGUGUGAUAGCUCCUGCUGGUUGGAGAUGGCUGCAUUUCAGAUGAUUAUGACGCAGGUUAUCAUGUAUUAUUAGAAGUUUUCAGGUUUGAGGGAGAUGGGGUUUCGGUCUUUCUUGUUUUUUCUUUUUUUUCUGUGGAUUUAGGUUAAGUUUGUUGGCUAUUAGAUUCUAGUCGCCUGGCGAAGGGUAAUGAUGGUUCUAUGUUGCGUUGUGAACAUUUGUUUUUCCCUCGAUACAGAGUUGGAAGUUCUUGGAGUGCUUCUUAUCAAUCAAUUAGACUUGAUCUAA
Molecule: messenger RNA, 2631 nt
Organism: Amborella trichopoda
Lineage: Eukaryota; Viridiplantae; Streptophyta; Magnoliopsida; Amborellales; Amborellaceae
Gene: EML3
Product: Emsy N Terminus (ENT)/ plant Tudor-like domains-containing protein
Biological process (GO): defense response to fungus
Cellular component (GO): nucleus
Source: RefSeq, a predicted model, not a curated record